ACCGCAUUAAUGUGCAGACGUAAAAUUCCCCAACAAAUUGAGUUCGUCCGUAGCGGCUCAACGACACGUCCCCGCUCCUACCUGGCGGCGAUCAGCCUCCGGCCACAGGAGAUGGGCACCACCGCAAAGCCCCCUUCCUUCGUCUGCUUGAAGUGGCCUUGGGGCCCUAGCCUUAAUGCGAGCCCUAGCGGCAGCCCAAGCCCCUGCGGUGACCUCGAGCGCCCCUGGCUCUUCAAGUCCAUCUCGACCGUCGCGCAAGGCCUCGUCAUCGCCGGUGACAUCCCCUCCGCUUCCACUGGAAGCGGAGGUCAUGGGGCGAGGUUGUGGAAGCGUCACCCGGGCACCGCGCCGGUGGAGGCGUACCGCGGGGACGCGGAGCAGCGGGCGCUGGCGGCGGCGCUGGUGAGCGCGAGGGCGACCACGGUGCUGGAGUUCUACUCGCCGCGCUGCCGCCUCUGCUCAUCGCUGCAGGGCCUCGUGCGCGAGCUCGAGGACGGUGGCAAUGCAUCCGCGAGCUUCGUGCUCGCGGACGCCGAGGACGACCGGUGGCUCCCGGAGCUUCUGCAUUAUGAUGUCAGACAUGUUCCUUGUUUUGUGCUCCUGGACAAGAAUGGUAGAGCCCUAGCUAAAACCGGAGUUCCAACUAGCAGGCAGCAUGUUAUCGCUGGCCUUCAUCAUCUUCUUAACAUGAAGCAACCAUCUGGGCAGGAAGGAAAGAAGAGUCGAUCAUGAUGACAAUUUCUUGCGCAUGAUCUGUAAUCAUGGAUCGUAUCUGAUAACACAUUUUGUUUGUUAACCAAGCAUAGACAAUGUUGGAAAAAAUAUUUUUAGCCAACUCAUAUAUGGUCAGAAUUCUAGAAGUUGAUGUGGUGUAAUUAGAAUGUGGGAGAUUGUGCUGCUUUUGUGUCUUUUUUCCUGAUGAAUAGCGGUGUAUCUGAAUAUACACGCUGGAAUAUUCUUCUGAAAUAAUUCAUCAUGAUUUCUGUUUU
Molecule: messenger RNA, 989 nt
Organism: Triticum urartu
Lineage: Eukaryota; Viridiplantae; Streptophyta; Magnoliopsida; Poales; Poaceae
Product: Thioredoxin superfamily protein
Biological process (GO): cell redox homeostasis
Source: RefSeq, a predicted model, not a curated record